This is a messenger RNA of Trypanosoma rangeli, 450 nucleotides long. RefSeq lists its product as uncharacterized. The record is from RefSeq and is a predicted model, not a curated record. Lineage: Eukaryota; Euglenozoa; Kinetoplastea; Trypanosomatida; Trypanosomatidae. The coding region runs from base 1 to 450 and encodes 149 amino acids. The transcript has a single exon.
AUGACUUCCGCGCAGAAUCACAAAGACGCUAAGGACUGUCAUCCACGUCUCAGUGUCGUCCUCAUCCUCAAGGCCCUCACCAAAGUGGACCUCCACCCAAACCACCUACGGCACCCCCUCUUCAACGUGUGCUUGGUUCAUCGAAGGGUCACUCACCCCACUGCGGCAAAUGGCCCAGUAGCGUUGCAGGAGCGCCGCUUCCACUACCCGCAUGCAGUCCACAAGUCGUGGUCCGUGUCCAGGUUGAUGUCGAGGCCAAUCGUGAUGGGCGGGCUCGACGACAGCACGCGGGAAAACGCAACGCCAAGAGAAAGGAGCGAAUCCAGCGAGACACAUGCAUCACCCUCCGCUCCCCCACAACAAUUCCUGCAGGAAACUUUUAAACACAAGCGGGGAGGCGGAGGAACGCAAGAAUGUCAACACGUUAUCGUCCCAUUUUUCAUCAUAUGA